AUGCACUUGCUAUCGUGGCUGAGGUGGUACAAGAAGCCUGAGUACAGGGACAUCAAGGAAUACUCGACCGCCGUCAGCUCUGGCCGACGGUCACUCAGUCCCGAUGGCCGCAAGACCUCCAUCCCCUCCCAGCUGGCGCUCGACAGGAUCCUGCAGAACAAGACAUGCAGUCCCAUGUCCCUCUACGACUUCUACAUGUACCUGAAGCACAUUGAGUUCUCCGAGGAAAACUUGGAGUUCUACAUCUGGUUCAAGAACUUCGAGGCCACCUGGGCCAAGAUCGCCAGCACCGAGAGCUUCUCGGUCGGAGAGAAGGACGAUGCCUCAUUCGAAAGCGCGCCCGAGAGUACUACGUCGUCCACCGGCAAGCUCCACAACCUCCCGUCAACAAUCGACGUGUCAGGCUUCUCGUGCGAUGCUGGCACUGCCGAGAACACCCUGGGCCGGAUCUCCCAACUCAUCGCCUCGGACUCAAUGUGCUCCGGCAACAAGUGCUCUCCGUCCUUUGCCAACCGUGUCAAGUCUUUCGUCGGCAACACCGAGUCCCCCAGCAAGCCGAGUCAAACCUAUGGCACGCUGAUGAACUCGGGCUCGGGGCUCCGCGCAGAACUCGACACUGUCAUCAAGACCUUCCUCCUCCCCGGCUCGGAGAAAGAGCUGAACAUCCCGCCCGCCAUGCGCGAGAGAGCCCUCUACAACCUGCAGACGUCGUCCGACCCCGCCCACUUCCAGCCCAUUGCCAACCACGUCUACCAGCUUCUCCGCAACUGCUCGCACCGCAACUUCGUCCGCCUGGGCGUCUCCAACGGCACGUUUGAGACGCUCUGCGUGGCCACGACGCUUGGCAUCGUCCUCACCAUCGCCGGCUUCAUGUGCGUCCUCCUGCGGGCCUGCACCCCGCACAUUGGGGCCCACAGCCGGUGGGAGGCCUUCGCCCCUUGGCCCAUGUGGUGGCUCGGCCUCAGCCUGAUCCUCUCGGGCCUGCGUGGCAGCUGCUUCUUCCUGCUGCUCUUCACGCGCCGCCAGCCGCUGCCGUGGGAGCGCUUCGACGACUCGGGCUCCGUCCGGUCCGAGCGCAAGGGCCUGCUCAGGCUGCUGUCGCGCCUCAUGAUCUUCGACCGCAAGCUCACCGUCAAGGACGCAAACCUGCGCAGGCUGCAGCACAAGAUCGUCAUCCAGAGCCUGAUCGGCGGCUCCAUCUUUGCCAGCGCGGGCGUCUUGCUGUUCAUCUUCUUGCCCGUUUGGAGGGAAACCGUCAAGCAUUGA
Messenger RNA from Phialemonium atrogriseum, 1266 nucleotides. RefSeq lists its product as uncharacterized. The coding region runs from base 1 to 1266 and encodes 421 amino acids. The record is from RefSeq and is a predicted model, not a curated record. The transcript is spliced from 4 exons. NCBI's taxonomy places the organism in Eukaryota, Fungi, Ascomycota, Sordariomycetes, Cephalothecales, Cephalothecaceae.